Molecule: messenger RNA, 819 nt
Organism: Fusarium tjaetaba
Lineage: Eukaryota; Fungi; Ascomycota; Sordariomycetes; Hypocreales; Nectriaceae
Product: gpr1 family protein
Exons: 2
Coding region: 1-819 (272 amino acids)
Cellular component (GO): plasma membrane
Molecular function (GO): acetate transmembrane transporter activity
Source: RefSeq, a predicted model, not a curated record
AUGUCUUCAGGCACUCCUCCCUCCCAUGGGGCAACUACCCCGACACAGUACACUGAUAAGGAGGAAGGCCACUAUCAUUGCAAUCAUCCCAACCAUUACUAUGAGGAACGAAACAGGAAUAUUCAGAAGCCUCACCAGUCCAUGGUGUCACAGGUGUACAACCCUUCGUUCUUCAAGGUUGCCAAUCCUGGCCCAUUGGGUUUGAUCAGUUUCGCCCUGACUACCUUUGUCCUCGGCCUCUACCAGUGCGGUGCUGGUCUUCCUGGAUCAAACCCCUUUGGCGGUGUCGGUCCUGACCAAGCCAUCUUUGGUCUGGCUGUCUUCUUUGGUGGCAUUGCUCAGCUUUUUGCUGGCCUUAUGGAGUUCCGCGUCGGCAAUACCUUUGGUACUACCGUCCAUUGUUCCUACGGUGCCUUCUGGCUUGCUUUCGCCAUGUUCUUCGUUCCUGAUCUGGGUAUCAAGGAUGCAUACAAGGGCGAUGACCGCGCAUACAGCUUUGCAUUAGGCAUCUUCCUAAUUUUGUGGUGCUUCCUCACUCUUAUCUUCUUCGUGGCCGCUCUCAAGACGAACAUUGCCAUCCUCAUUGUUCUCGGUUUCUUGUUCCUCGCUUUCCUCUUCCUCAGCUUGGCUCAGUUUCUGCAGACCACUCACCCUACUGCAGCUAUUCGAAUCAACAAGACUGGAGGCGCAUUUUCAUGCAUCUGUGCCUUCGCAGCUUUCUAUGCAGGUGCGGCUGGUAUUAUGACUGAGGAUACGACAUGGGUUCGCUUCCCCCUUGGCGAAAUCGAUGUCCAGCCCAAGAAGACAAACAUUGCUUAA